GAAAAUGAUUUAGUUAUGUAAGAGCAUUUAUCCAGUUACAAGUUGCAAUCUGUGAGAUUCCAAUUUUUCGUUCCUUCCUUCCCCAAUGGAAAUGGAUUCCACUCCGAACGGAAACAACACUGCCACCGGAACUCAAAUCGGAGCCACCACCGCCGUCAACCCUACGCCUGCUCCGUCCUCCAACCUUCCCCGACUGACGGAGUCUCUCAAGCUCGAACAUCAGUUCCUCAGAGUCCCUUUCGAGCACUUCAAGAAAACCCUCCGAGCCAACAACCGUGUCGUCGAGAAGGAGAUGACCGCCGUUAUCUCCGGCGUCAACGAUGCCGUCUCUUCUGAUUUAUCCCCCUCCGACGCCGUUAAUCACCUUAGCUCUCUCGUCUCCCGUCUCCAAGGACUCAAAAGAAAAUUGGAAGAAGGAAAUCGAGCUGAGCAUCUGCAAGCGCAGAAGUGUCGUGCACGUCUCGAACAUUUGGAAUCUGCAGAUGCAGAAAAAAUGUCGGAAUGGAAUAACACUCGCUUGAAGCGAAUUCUUGUUGAUUACAUGUUGAGAAUGUCAUAUUACGACACUGCACAGAAACUGACUGAAUGCAGCAACUUGCAGGAGCUAGUUGAUAUUGAUGUGUUCCAAGAAGCAAAAAAGGUUAUUGAUGCUUUGCAAAGUAAGGAUGCUGCACCUGCCCUAGCAUGGUGUGCUGAAAACAAAUCAAGACUGAAGAAGUCUAAGAGCAAAUUGGAGUUCCAGUUGAGACUUCAAGAGUUCAUAGAAAUGGUAAGAGUUGAAAACAAUUUAAGAGCCAUCACAUAUGCUAAGAAGUAUCUUGCGCCAUGGGGAACCACCCACAUGAAAGAACUGCAGCGAGUCAUCGCAACACUAGCUUUUAAAAGAGAUACCGGAUGUGCCACAUAUAAGGUCUUGUUUGAAGCCAAGCAAUGGGAUUAUCUAGUCGACCAAUUCAAACAGGAAUUCUGCAAGUUAUAUGGCAUGACUUUAGAGCCUUUGCUCAAUAUCUACCUGCAAGCUGGCCUUUCGGCUCUCAAAACUCCAUAUUGUUACGAGGAUGAUUGCACAAAAGAAGACCCUCUAUCACAGGAAGCUUUUCGCAAACUAGCCUCGCCAUUACCAUUUUCUAAGCAGCAUCACUCAAAACUUGUUUGCUACAUAACAAAGGAGCUAAUGGACACGGAGAACCCACCACAAGUCCUGCCUAAUGGAUAUGUUUAUAGCACCAAGGCUCUUGAAGAGAUGGCUAAGAAGAAUAAUGGCACUAUCAUCUGCCCAAGGUCAGGUUUAAUCUGCAGUUACACAGAACUGGUCAAGGCAUUUAUUUCGUAAAUCUAGAUACAAAUUUGAUUAAUGAUUGAAAAUGUGAAUCCUGCCCUUAGCUUCAAGUUACUGUGGCUGUCAGAUUGGAAAAAUGUUUGCAAAGUUACUCUUAUGAUCCUCGUUAACCAGUCAGUAUAUUUUACCUGUGUUGUGGUGUAUACUUAAAACCUGUACAUAUGUAAGAUGUUUUUAGUAUCAAUUGGAUGACCUAAAAAUGUGCAUACAAUGAUUUAGUAUUUUCCUUUCUAAUGAACUUCUCUAUAUUUCCUCA
This is a messenger RNA of Lathyrus oleraceus (garden pea), 1595 nucleotides long. Its product is annotated as protein MAEA homolog. Gene Ontology annotation, biological process: proteasome-mediated ubiquitin-dependent protein catabolic process. The record is from RefSeq and is a predicted model, not a curated record. Lineage: Eukaryota; Viridiplantae; Streptophyta; Magnoliopsida; Fabales; Fabaceae. Bases 86 to 1333 code for a protein of 415 amino acids. Gene Ontology annotation, cellular component: GID complex; cytoplasm; nucleus. The transcript has 7 exons. Gene Ontology annotation, molecular function: protein binding; ubiquitin protein ligase activity.